GGGGAUUGGAACACCUGAAUCACAUGAUAUGGAGGGGAUUGGAACGCCUGAAUCACAUGAUAUGGAGGGGAUUGGAACACCUGAAUCACAUGAUUGGGAGGAGAUUGGAACACCUGAAUCACAUGAUAUAGAGGGGAUUGGAACACCUGAAUCACAUGAUAUAGAGGGGAUUGGGACAUCUGAAUCACAUGAUUGGGAGGGGAUUGGAACACCUGAAUAACAUGAUAUGGAGGGGAUGGGAACAACUGAAUCACAUGAUUGGGAGGGGAUUGGAACACCUGAAUCACAAGAUAUGGAGAGGAUUGGAACACCUGAAUCACAUUGAUAUGGAGAGGAUUGGAACACCUGAAUCACGUGAUAUGGAGGGGAUUGGAACACCUGAAUCACAUGAUUAGGAGG
Molecule: messenger RNA, 399 nt
Organism: Staurois parvus
Lineage: Eukaryota; Metazoa; Chordata; Amphibia; Anura; Ranidae
Source: the annotation of a GenBank genome assembly